AUUACAAGAUGAGAAGCCAAGUGAUAUGAAAGAAUCAGAGUGGAGUACAAUCCAAAAGAAGGCUGUCAGCACAAUUCGGUUGGCACUGUCCCCACAUAUUAAAGUGACAGUGCUGAAAGAGACAUCACCAAAGAAGCUGUGGGAAACGUUGGAGAGCAAGUUUGCAUAGAAGACACUUACUAACCGGUUGAUGAUGAGGAUGGACUUGUACUCACUGAAGAUGGAAGAGGGAGGUAGCAUAACUGAUCACAUCAACAAGUUUAAUGAGCUAGUAUCAAGGCUGUUAAAUGCAGGGGAGACUAUCAAGGAUGAAGAGCAAGGGCUGCUUCUACUGGCUUCACUACCAAAAUCCUUUAAGCCGUUUGUGGAGUCAAUGAUAGCAGGAAGGACUACACUGCGACUAGAUGAGGUGAUGACUGCCUUGAAGGAGAGUCAAAGGAUGAUGGGAGGUGAAGAGUCUUCUGGGGGCAGUUAUUUACUAGCUGCUGUGAGUGUUGAGAAAGGGAGGAAGAAGAAGAGUGACCAACUUUGGAGAAGAUCUCAGCUGAGAGACAUGAGCAUUGUUAGGUGCUAUUACUGUGAAAAGUUGGGUCACACGAAGAACGGUUGUCCAGAACUCAAGGAGGAUUUGCAGAUUCUAAAGGAGAAGAAAGGCAAAUCAAAGGAAGCUUCUUCCGCAAAUGUGAUCACUUAUGAAGAUGAUCUCUUCUGAAGAUAAGAGUAUAACAAAUGGGUUAAAAGGGG
Cuscuta campestris is the source of this 744-nucleotide messenger RNA. The record is from the annotation of a GenBank genome assembly. Lineage: Eukaryota; Viridiplantae; Streptophyta; Magnoliopsida; Solanales; Convolvulaceae.